GAGCAUAUAUGGCGGCUACCAAUUUGUGAGAGAGGAGGGUUAAUUUCUUUGUGUUCGUCUCUGCAACUGUGGUUUUCGAUGGCGUUAGGUUUUGUUGUUUCGAGGCUUGCAAGGAGCUACCACUCCAAAACCCUAGCUUCUAAGGUUUCUAGCCAUCUGAGAACAUGUAAUACUGGUUCUAUUUUGAACCAGAGAUGGGGAGCCAUAGCAAGGGCUUUUAGCUCCAAACCCGCGGGCAAUGAAGUUAUUGGGAUUGAUUUGGGUACCACUAAUUCGUGUGUUUCAGUAAUGGAGGGAAAGAAUGCUAAAGUGAUCGAAAAUGCUGAAGGUGCACGCACAACCCCAUCUGUGGUUGCCUUCAACCAGAAGGGGGAGCUCUUGGUGGGAACCCCAGCAAAAAGACAAGCUGUUACCAACCCGACUUCCACUAUUUUUGGUACAAAACGCUUGAUAGGGAGGCGGUUUGAUGACCCACAAACCCAAAAGGAAAUGAAGAUGGUCCCUUACAAAAUUGUUAAGGCGCCAAAUGGUGAUGCAUGGGUUGAAAUUAAUGGCCAACAAUACUCUCCAAGCCAAGUUGGAGCCUUUGUCUUGACCAAGAUGAAGGAGACUGCAGAGGCUUAUCUUGGAAAAUCAAUCUCUAAAGCAGUCAUAACAGUGCCCGCUUAUUUCAAUGAUGCUCAGCGCCAGGCCACAAAAGAUGCUGGUAGGAUUGCAGGGUUGGAUGUGCAAAGGAUCAUCAAUGAGCCCACUGCAGCUGCUCUUUCUUAUGGUCUUAAUAAUAAGGAGGGUUUGAUUGCUGUCUUUGAUUUGGGUGGUGGCACCUUUGAUGUCUCCAUCCUUGAGAUUUCUAAUGGAGUUUUUGAGGUGAAAGCCACAAAUGGGGAUACCUUCUUGGGUGGCGAAGACUUUGACAAUGCCCUUCUUGAAUACUUGGUGAGUGAAUUCAAGAAGCAAGAAUCCAUUGACCUCACCAAAGAUCGCCUUGCCCUUCAAAGGCUUAGAGAGGCAGCCGAGAAGGCGAAAAUUGAGCUGUCGUCGACUGCUCAAACUGAGAUCAACCUGCCCUUCAUAACUGCGGAUGCUUCGGGUGCCAAGCACCUCAACAUAACCCUAACUCGCUCCAAAUUCGAAACCAUAGUCCACAACCUCAUCGAACGAACCCGUAACCCAUGCAAAAACUGCCUUAAAGAUGCUGGGAUCUCAAUGAAAGAUGUUGAUGAAGUCCUCUUAGUUGGAGGCAUGACAAGGGUACCCAAGGUCCAACAAGUGGUUCAAGAAAUUUUUGGAAAGGCCCCUAGCAAGGGGGUAAACCCCGACGAAGCUGUGGCCAUGGGGGCUGCCAUACAAGGUGGUAUCUUAAGAGGUGAUGUCAAAGAGCUAUUACUACUCGAUGUUACACCGCUCUCUCUAGGUAUUGAAACUCUAGGUGGUAUUUUCACUCGUUUAAUCAAUCGAAACACCACAAUUCCAACCAAGAAGAGCCAAGUCUUUUCUACAGCUGCUGAUAACCAAACCCAGGUUGGGAUUAAGGUUUUGCAAGGAGAGAGAGAGAUGGCAGCUGGUAAUAAGCUCUUGGGUGAGUUUGAGCUUCAAGGUAUACCCCCUGCCCCAAGAGGAAUGCCUCAAAUUGAGGUAACUUUUGAUAUCGAUGCUAAUGGUAUAGUUAAGGUCUCAGCCAAGGAUAAGGCCACACAAAAGGAGCAAGCAAUCACUAUUCGAUCAUCGGGUGGGCUUUCUGAGGAAGAGAUAGAGAAAAUGGUGAGGGAAGCAGAGGCGCAUGCUCAGAAGGACCAAGAGAAUAAGGCCUUGAUUGAUGUGAAAAACACAGCGGAUACCACUAUCUACAGCAUUGAGAAGAGCUUGAGCGAGUAUAGGGAGAAGGUGCCGAGUGAGGUGGUUGUUGAGAUAGAGGGGGCAAUAUCAGAUUUGAGAAAGGCGAUCAGCGGAGAGAAUAUUGAUGAAAUUAGGGCGAAGAUCGAUGCAGCGAACAAGGCACUUUCGAAGAUUGGGCAACACAUGCAAGGAGGAGGAAAGGGGGAUUCUGGUUCACAAGGUGGCGGAGACCAGGCACCAGAGGCUGAGUACACUGAGGCGAAGAUGUAGUCUCUCUCUCUCUCUCUCACACACACACGGGUUUGUAGCGGCGUCUUAGUUUUCGGCUAGAAUUGGGGGAUGGGUUCAGGUAAGUUCAGCCUUUUGAUGAGGUGAUUUUUGGGUUUGAUUUUUGUUAGGGUGGUGUCAAUGUUGGAUGUUUACUUGUUCAUUAUUGGAGUUCUCUUUUUGGGGGUUUUGUUACUGCAAGGAUAGAACAUAAAAUUAUACUUCGGAUUUCUUUUUCUCUCUCUCUCUCUCUCUCUCUCUCUUUUCGGAGGGCCAUUGAGGUGAAGAUGGAGUAUUACAAAAUAAUUUUGUGUGGUGUUUUUGGGUCAGACUUGGACAGAGAGUUGGGCCAUAAA
Messenger RNA from Amborella trichopoda, 2459 nucleotides. Its product is annotated as heat shock 70 kDa protein, mitochondrial. NCBI's taxonomy places the organism in Eukaryota, Viridiplantae, Streptophyta, Magnoliopsida, Amborellales, Amborellaceae. Gene Ontology annotation, molecular function: ATP binding; ATP-dependent protein folding chaperone. Gene Ontology annotation, biological process: protein folding. The record is from RefSeq and is a predicted model, not a curated record.